This is a messenger RNA of Ilex paraguariensis (yerba mate), 2541 nucleotides long. NCBI's taxonomy places the organism in Eukaryota, Viridiplantae, Streptophyta, Magnoliopsida, Aquifoliales, Aquifoliaceae. The record is from the annotation of a GenBank genome assembly.
AUGGCUACUUGGGGAGGCCUCCUUCUUAUCAUUCUGUCUUUCCCACUGUUUUCUAAAUCUUCGUACCUUGCAAAAUCCAAUGAACUGAAAACUGAUGCUAGUGAUCUUAACCUGAGGUGCAUUGACAUUGAACGGAAUGCACUCCUUAAGUUCAAAGAAGGCCUUAUCGAUCCUUUGGGUCAACUUGCUUCUUGGGUUGGCAAAGAUUGUUGUAGAUGGAAGGGUGUUCACUGUAGCAACGAAGAACUCCAAUCCCAGAUUUCUUCGGUUCAUUUGAGAGAAUGCGUUAUCUCAAUCUCUCGUUUUGCAUCUUUUUCUGGGAUUGUUCCUCCUCACCUUGGAAAUCUCUCAAACUUGCGUUAUCUUGAUCUCCUCGCGUAUUCAAAUCCCAAUGAUUACAUUGGAAGUAGCUGGGUCUCAGACUUAAAUUGGGUCUCUGGACUCACUUCUUUGAAAUACCUGGACCUAGGAUACAUCAACCUUAGUUUGGAAACUAAUUGGCUGCAGGCUCUAAAUACGCUUCCCUCCCUUUCUGAAUUGCAUUUGUACUACUGUGGACUGCAAAACAUCCCUCCCUCUCCACUGAAUUUGAAUUUCUCAUCCCUUUCGGUCCUUGACCUAUCUUAUAACUAUUUUAACUCUCUCCCUCAAUGGUUGUUCAAUAUCAGUUCCCUUGCGAAACUUAGUCUUUAUUCUUGCCAUGCGAAAGCCUCCAUUUCACAAGCUGCUUGGGAAGAUUUGUGUAAUUUGCAGGAUUUAGAUCUUUCCAAUAAUGAAAUCAUAGGCAACAUAAGUGAUUUAAUAGGGGCUCUGUCUCGAUGCAGUAAUCGUAGCAUAGAGAUGUUAAAAUUGUGGGAUAGUCAUAUAAGUGGACAGCUGCCUGAGUCACUAGGGUUCCUUAAAAAUCUAAGGUUCCUUCAUCUGGAUGAAAACUUGCUCACAGGUCCAAUCCCGGAAUCUAUUGGAAAGUUGUCUAAUCUGAAAAUAUUAAGCCUUGUCGGGAACCAGUUGACUGGAACAAUCCCGGAAAGUGUUGGAAAAUUCACACAGCUAACUCAAUUGUGGCUCUAUAAAAAUUCUUGGGGAGGUGUCCUAUCCCAGAAGCAUUUCGAAGGCCUCAAGAAACUGGAAUAUUUUUCCAUAUCAUCUUCAAAUAAUGCGUUUUCUAUCAAUUUGAGUGAUGAAUGGGUUCCUCCUUUUAGUCUAAGAUUCAUUGAAAUCGACAGCUACCCCUUGGGUCCAAAAUUUCCAACAUGGCUUAAAACUCAGAAACAACUUGAUUCUAUAAUCCUCACGAAUGUUUCUAUUUCAGGCACCAUACCCCAUUGGCUCAAGAAAUUAUGUCCACAGAUUCAACGGUUAGAUCUUUCUUAUAACCAAUUAGGUGGAAUGCUUCCUGAUUCAUUAGCAUUUCCGGGGUAUACAAGAGUGAUAGUCGACUUCAGCUUCAACCGCUUAAGCGGUCAGAUCCCCCUGUGGCCUAAUGUGACACAUCUCAUUUUGGCGAAUAAUUUGUUUUCUGGAUCGAUACCCACAAACAUUGGCCAAGUGAUGUUGCGACUAAAAAUUUUAGAUCUUUCGGGAAACUUGUUGAAUGACAGCAUUCCAUUGUCUAUCAGCGAUAUGGUGUACUUACAAAGGCUAGAUCUAUCAAACAAUCUUUUGUAUGGAGAAAUCCAUGAAAAAUGGAGGAAUUUGCAAGAAAUUCGAGUCAUAGAUCUAUCGAGGAACAAUCUAUCCGGUAACAUUCCUAAUUCAAUAUGUUCAAUGCCUAAUCUUUUUUGGUUAAAAUUAAGCAGCAACAGUCUUUCUGGAGAACUCUCAUCACUGAAAAACUGCACAAGCUUGAGUGUUCUUGAUCUUGGCGGCAAUGAGUUUUCAGGGAACAUGCCACAAUGGAUUGGAGAGAGCUUGUUAUCACUAGUUGUGCUAAGUAUCCGAGCCAACAUGUUUUAUGGAAAUAUUCCUGAAAAACUUUGUCAUCUUUAUAAUCUUCACAUCUUGGACCUAGCAGAUAACAAUUUAUCUGGAUCCAUCCCAUCAUGCCUGGACAAUUUCAGUAGUUUGAGUUCUUGGACCCCUUACAGUCCAUAUUCACACUAUUCUUACUGGAACUACGUGUUUAUACCCCAGAUGGUGCUGGUUGUAAAGGGAUUGCCAAUUAUGUACACCCUCACACUUUAUCUUGUUAAGGCUAUUGAUCUUUCAAGAAACAAUCUCCGAGGAGAUAUCCCUGAAGAGAUAACACAUCUCUCAACAUUGGGUAGCUUAAAUUUAUCUUGGAACCAAUUGACAGGAAAAAUACCAGAUAGCAUUGGAAGCUUAAAACAGUUGGAAGCUCUUGACCUCUCACAGAACAAUCUUUCAGGUCCAAUUCCUCUGAGCCUGACCUCUAUAACCUCAUUGAGCAAAUUGAAUGUGUCAUAUAACAACUUGUCUGGAAAAUUCCAUCAACCAACCAAUUCCAAACGUUCAAUGAUCCAUCCAUUUAUGAGGGUAACCCUGGACUUUGGGGGAGUCCAUUGCAAACCCCGUGUCUGA